Melampsora larici-populina 98AG31 is the source of this 2443-nucleotide messenger RNA. RefSeq lists its product as uncharacterized. Gene Ontology annotation, molecular function: superoxide-generating NAD(P)H oxidase activity. The record is from RefSeq and is a predicted model, not a curated record. Lineage: Eukaryota; Fungi; Basidiomycota; Pucciniomycetes; Pucciniales; Melampsoraceae. The coding region runs from base 241 to 2076 and encodes 611 amino acids. Gene Ontology annotation, cellular component: NADPH oxidase complex; plasma membrane. Gene Ontology annotation, biological process: defense response; superoxide anion generation. The transcript is spliced from 6 exons.
ACCGAUUCAGACCAGACCAGACCAAACUACCAACUCAAAUCAAACCGAACGAACGAACUGAACUUCAAAUCGAAGCCAAAUUCAAAUCAGCACUUCAGUUCAAUUUUACUAUUGAACAUUCCCAUUCACAUCACUUCUCCCAAAAUCUCAUCAUAUCAACUCUCAUUAUAUAUCCCUAGCUGCUGCAGGUUCAGCAUCUCUUUCCAACAUCAAAACAUCUUUUCAAAUCUCAAUCCAAAAAUGGCAUAUCGAAACCAAGACCAAGAUUUAGAUGAUCAAAUCCCAUUAACACCAGGAGUGAGUAAUACGGCAUCUAAUCCAUCUUACUUACGAAGAAAUGAAAGUGAGAAAUCUAGAUUACAAGGUUUAAUGGGAAAAGCAGAUGAUCGAAGAAGUAUAUUGAGUGUGAGUUCGGUAAGUCAAAACGGUCAAUCGGCUACUUCUAAAGCAGAUUUAAAGAAAGGUGUCUUGGUCGAAUCUCGUUGGACUCGUUUUAAAUCUUGGAUGGUUAAUGAAGGUGGUCGUAAGAUCUUUACUUGGACUUGGAUCUUUGUUCAUCUUUUAGUCUUCACUUUAGCUUUUCUUAAUUUCCAAUUGAAAGAUAAUCUCACCCAAGCUCGUUCAACCUUUUCAAUCACUUACCCUAUCGCAAGAUCAGCUGCACUAGUCUUACACGUAGAUGUAGCUUUCAUCUUACUACCAGUUUGUCGAAACUUUAUUACCUUAUUAAGAAGAUCAGCUUUAAACCAUGUGAUCCCAUUUGAGAAGAAUAUCACCUUUCACAAAUUCACAGGUUUCGCUUUAGCUUUCUUUACGGCUAUUCAUAUUGCUGCUCAUAUGGCCAACUUUACUCAAUUAGCUAUCAAAACUCAAACUGGAGUCGUAGGUUUUAUUGGUGCUAAUUUCUUAACCGGUCCUGGUGCUACUGGUUGGAUCAUGACCAUUGCUUUGGGGAUCAUGGUUUGGUAUGCUAGAGAAGCUCCAAGAAGAGCUCGAUUUGAACGCUUUUGGUAUUCUCAUCAUCUGUUCAUCGUCUUCUUUGUGGGUUGGCAAUUACAUGGAAUGUUUUGUAUGAUUCAGCCUGAUAGACCGCCUUACUGCUCAUUCAAUCAGAUUGGUGUCUUUUGGAAAUAUUGGUUGGCCGGUGGAGUGAUCUUCCUUUGGGAAAGAGUUUUACGAGAAGUUAGAUCAAGACACAAAACUUAUGUUUCAAAAGUCAUUCAACAUCCAUCUCGAGUCUGUGAAGUUCAAAUCAAAAAAGAAAAAACCGUGACAAGAGCAGGACAAUAUAUCUUUUUAAAUUGUCCUGAAGUUUCGUAUUGGCAAUGGCAUCCAUUUACCCUUACCUCAGCACCAGAAGAAGAUUAUAUUUCGGUACAUAUUAGAUGUGUUGGAGAUUUUACAACGGAGUUUGCUGAAGCCUUAGGAUGUGAUUUUUCAAAGGUUUCUGAAAAAUCAGGUGGAGAAGCUGCAGUAGUCAAACCACCUACUAAUCGAGUCUUACCUAGAGUGAUGGUAGAUGGACCUUUUGGAUCAGCAUCAGAAGAUGUAUUCAAAUUCGAAGCUGUGAUCUUGUGUGGUGGAGGGAUUGGAGUGACCCCAUUUGCAUCUGUUUUAAAAUCGAUUUGGUAUAGAUUGAAUUUUGCAUCGAAAUCAGAACAACAACAAACUCGAUUACAAAAGGUUUAUUUCUUUUGGGUUUGUCGAGAUUUCGAUUCGUUUGAAUGGUUUAAAUCUUUAUUACAAGCCAUUGAAGAACAAGAUUUAGAAGGAAGAGUCGAAUUACAUACUUAUAUCACACAGAAAUUGAAGGAUGAUGUGAUUAAUAAUAUUAUUGUUUCGGAUGUUGGGGGUGGUAGAGAUGCGAUUACUCAUCUAAGAUCUCCUACUCAUUAUGGUCGACCGAAUUGGGAUCGUGUUUUUAAUUCGGUUAGAGAAAGACAUCCGGCUACUGAUGUUGGUGUUUUCUUUUGUGGACCUGGACCAUUAGGACAUCAAUUACAUUUACAAUGUAAUAAAUGGACUGGAGGUGAAGAUGGUGAUACUCGAUUCUUUUGGGGUAAAGAGAAUUUUUGAGAAAAGGGUUUUUCCUUUCCUGUUUAGCAAAGUUUGAAUUUUGAAGCAUUGUGUCUUUUUUUAUUUGUAAAUCGGAUGUUCUUUUCUUUUCUUUUCUUCUCAUUCAUCAUCAAUGAGGUUUACUUUAUCUUAUUAAGAUAAAUUUCAUCAUCUUGAAACUAUGAAAAAAAAAUUGUGGGGAUCUUAAACCAAAGGAAAAAGGAAAAAAACUCAGGUUUAUAUACAUACAAUAUUGAUUUCUCUCUUAUUUUUUGUUAAUUACAUGUUUUAAUAGAUUUUUUUGAGAUUUUUUUUAUAUAUCCUUUUUUGACAAUCUUUUUUGACUUAUUUAACAUUUUUAAUUCAUUCAUUCAUUUAUCUUUUUUAU